GGGGCCUUGCCCUCCUGCCGCCUGCCUGCCCGCCUGUUCGCUCCAGACCGUCUGCGGAGGGCAGAGCUGUUGGUUACAGAAAUGGCGGAGGGGGAGCUGGACGUCGACUCGCUGAUUUCCAGGCUGUUAGAGGUGCGAAGAUGUCGUCCAGGGAAGAUUGUCCAGAUGACGGAGGCUGAGGUGCGCGGCCUCUGCAUCAAGUCCAGGGAGAUCUUCCUCAGUCAGCCGAUCCUGCUGGAGCUGGAGGCUCCCCUCAAAAUAUGUGGUGACAUCCACGGACAGUACACAGACCUGCUGAGGCUCUUCGAGUACGGCGGUUUCCCCCCCGAGGCCAACUACCUUUUCCUGGGUGACUACGUGGACAGAGGGAAACAGUCUCUGGAGACCAUCUGCCUGCUGCUGGCUUACAAGAUCAAAUACCCUGAGAACUUCUUCCUGCUGAGAGGCAACCACGAGUGCGCCUCCAUCAACCGCAUCUACGGCUUCUACGACGAGUGUAAACGCAGAUUCAACAUCAAACUGUGGAAGACGUUCACCGACUGCUUCAACUGCCUGCCCAUCGCUGCCAUCGUGGAUGAGAAGAUCUUCUGCUGUCACGGAGGUUUGUCUCCUGACCUUCAGUCUAUGGAGCAGAUCCGACGCAUUAUGAGACCAACAGAUGUGCCCGACACAGGUCUCCUGUGUGACCUGCUGUGGUCAGACCCAGACAAGGACGUCCAGGGCUGGGGAGAGAACGACCGCGGCGUCUCCUUCACGUUUGGAGCUGAUGUAGUCAGCAAGUUCCUGAACCGCCACGACCUGGACCUCAUCUGUCGAGCCCACCAGGUGGUAGAAGACGGCUAUGAGUUCUUUGCCAAGCGGCAGCUGGUGACUCUGUUCUCGGCUCCCAACUACUGUGGAGAGUUCGAUAACGCCGGCGGCAUGAUGAGCGUGGACGAAACACUCAUGUGCUCCUUCCAGAUCCUGAAGCCGUCUGAGAAGAAAGCAAAGUACCAGUAUGGAGGCAUGAACUCGGGACGGCCUGUUACUCCUCCCCGCACAGCCCAGCCUCCCAAGAAACGAUGAAGGACAGACGUAGGGAGGGAGGGAAGGGAGGAAGAGACGGAACGAGGGGGGACGACGGUCACUGGUUGUCUCCUGUCGGCUUAUUUUUUGUUUUGUUUUUGUUUCUCAACGACCUUUCGUCGAGUAAAGGCCACAAACACUCUGCUGUGGACUAAAACAGACGCACGCACACACACACACACACACGUCUGUCUGUCAUCUAACUUUUCACUCCAGAACUGCUGUCCCACUUUGUCCUCCACGCUUUUUCCUUUUUAAAAAACAAGUGUUAAAAGACGCCCAAAAAAAUGAGAAAACGGUGAGGUUGUUAUUCUGUAGCAUAUCAGUGUAGUUUCUUUUUUCUUUUUUGUUCUUCGCUUUAUUUAGAUUUACCACAUCUCUUUUCUUCAGACACAACACAGGUAUCAACGACGACUGCUGGGUUUUCAAUAAAAUAAUACAGGGAAUAAACAAACGCA
Molecule: messenger RNA, 1523 nt
Organism: Solea solea (common sole)
Lineage: Eukaryota; Metazoa; Chordata; Actinopteri; Pleuronectiformes; Soleidae
Product: serine/threonine-protein phosphatase PP1-beta catalytic subunit-like
Exons: 8
Coding region: 82-1065 (327 amino acids)
Biological process (GO): regulation of circadian rhythm; circadian regulation of gene expression
Cellular component (GO): cytoplasm; nucleus
Molecular function (GO): protein serine/threonine phosphatase activity
Source: RefSeq, a predicted model, not a curated record